GUAGCUGCAAUUCAGAGCAGCGAGCAAUGUGCUAAGAAGCCCUUGCCAUUAGUUGGAUAUAAAAAGUGCCGUUGGUUGGUAGUCCUCUUAUAUGACUGAUUUUGAAUGCUGAUGGAUAUAUAUGAAACCAAAGAUUAGUACUUGCUUCUCCAAACUGAAAACAAGGCAAAUGCUGACAUUUGGCCCCAAUCAGAGAACAAAUACUGCUGGCACAAGUAAUGCAGAAUUACCCCAGGUUGAUCCCGGAAUGUACCAGCUAGACGUUACAUUAAAAAGAGGUCAUAACUUAGCGGCUCGAGAUAGGAGAGGGACAAGUGAUCCAUAUGUGAAGUUUAAAAUUGGUGGAAAAGAAGUCUUCAGAAGCAAAACAAUCCAUAAGACUCUCAAUCCUGUUUGGGAAGAAAAAACUUCAAUAUUUAUUGAACACUUAAGGGAGCAACUGUAUAUAAAGGUGUUUGAUUAUGAUUUUGGUCUUCAAGAUGACUUCAUAGGAUCAACAUUUUUGGAUCUCAGUUCACUAGAACAAAACAGGCCAAUUGAUGUUACAUUGAGUCUGAAGGAUCCACACUAUCCUGACGAAGAUCUUGGAAGUAUUUUAUUGACUGUGUUGCUGACACCAAAAGAACAACAGAGGGAAGGAACAAUGCUAAUGAGGAAGAGUUGGAAAAGAUCAAGUAAGUUUCAGACCCAGAGUAUACGGCUGUCAGACCUGCACCGGAAAGCGCAGCUAUGGAGAGGAAUAGUCAGCAUCACUUUGAUUGAAGGUCGUGAACUCAAGGCCAUGGAUCCAAAUGGGCUUAGUGAUCCCUAUGUGAAAUUCCGGCUGGGACAACAGAAGUACAAGAGUAAGAUUAUGCCCAAAACUUUGAAUCCUCAAUGGAGGGAACAUUUUGAUUUGCAUCUCUAUGAAGAACGAGGUGGAAUUAUAGAAAUUACAGUCUGGGACAAAGAUGCUGGAAAAAAGGACGAUUUUAUUGGCAGGUGCCAGGUUGACCUGUCAACUCUGAGUAAAGAGCAGACUCAUAAACUGGAGUUACCUCUGGAGGAGGGAGAGGGCUAUGUGGUACUACUCGUGACCCUGACUGCCUCAGCUGCAGUUAGCAUCUCUGAUCUCCCAAUCAGUGCCUUGGACGAUCCAAAGGAACAGGAAGAAAUACUGAAGAGAUAUAGUCUGUUACGGAUGUUUCAUAACAUGAAAGAUGUGGGAUUUCUCCAGGUGAAGGUCAUCAGAGCAGAAGGUUUGAUGGCAGCAGAUGUUACAGGUAAAAGUGAUCCCUUUUGUGUAGUUGAGUUGAACAAUGAUAGACUGUUGACUCACACAGUAUACAAGAACCUCAACCCUGAAUGGAACAAAAUCUUCACCUUCAAUAUUAAGGAUAUCCACUCAGUUCUUGAAGUGACUGUUUAUGAUGAAGAUCGAGACCGGAGUGCUGACUUCCUGGGCAAAGUGGCUAUACCGUUGUUAUCUAUUCAAAAUGGUGAACAGAAAGCCUACGUCUUGAAAAACAAGCAGCUGACAGGGCCAACAAAGGGGGUCAUCUAUCUUGAAAUAGAUGUGAUUUUUAAUGCUGUGAAAGCCAGCGUACGAACAUUAAUACCCAAAGAACAGAAGUAUAUUGAAGAAGAGAACAGAAUUUCAAAACAGCUUCUUCUAAGGAAUUUUAUCCGUAUGAAACGUUGUGUCAUGGUUCUCAUAAAUGCUGCCUAUUACAUAAACAGUUGCUUUGACUGGGAUUCACCACCAAGAAGUCUUGCUGCUUUUGUGCUCUUUCUCCUUGUGACUUGGAAUUUUGAAUUGUACAUGAUUCCUCUGAGUUUGUUGUUACUCCUGGCAUGGAAUUACUUCCUGAUCAUAUCAGGAAAGGAUAACAGACAACACGAUACAAAGGAGAUGAUAGUUGCCAAGAAACCCUUCCAUAUCUCUGCUUCAGUAGUGGAGGACAUGCUAGAGGACGAGGAAGAAGAGGAUGACAGAGAUGACAAGGACAGUGAAAAGAAAGGAUUUAUGAAUAAGCUUUAUGCCAUUCAAGAAGUGUGUGUCAGUGUCCAGAAUGUCCUCGAUGAAGUGGCUUCCUUUGGAGAAAGGAUAAAGAAUACAUUCAACUGGACUGUUCCAUUCUUAAGCUGGCUGGCCAUUGUUGCCCUCUGUGUGUUCACAGUCAUCCUGUAUUUCAUUCCACUGAGAUACAUUGUCCUUGUCUGGGGUAUUAAUAAAUUUACAAAGAAGCUUCGAAGUCCAUAUGCAAUUGAUAACAAUGAACUGCUCGAUUUCCUUUCCAGAGUUCCUUCAGAUGUACAAGUGGUGCAGUACCAAGAACUGAAACAUGACCUUACCCAUAGUCCAAGUAAGAGGAAGAAAAACAAUCCUGGCUAGCCAAUUUCGCGUGCUGAGGAGACCAGAAUCUGUUGUGGAGAGGGAGCAAAAUAAAGAGCCCAAGGCUUAAGGAGCUUCCCUUUCUCUAAGCUUUAUUUGUUUUGCCUUUUAAUCAUCAUGAGGAAAGAUGUAAAUACUGUAUCCUUUCAGUUGUACAGAACUGUGAUAAGGUUUUCAGGUCUAGCUUAUGCUGCUAAGGCGUUGUUACAUGAGAGAACUCGUUUGUAGCAUGAAUGUGAAAUGGUAAGUGAUAGAUGCAUAUGACUGGAUAUUCCUGCUCUGGUUAAUUUUAAAAAGCUAAAUUAACAUUCAUCCAUGUACCAUAUUUUUAAGCAAAAAGGAUUUUCACUUUUAAAAAUUAUAUUUUUUACAUUCCACCAGAAUUGAAAAGCAAAAAAGCUUGUUCAUGCAUUUUAUCAAAAGAAUAAUUAGUUUAGUUGCUGCUGUGAAUAACCAAACAUUUUAAAACUGACCAGAGCUUGCUUGGAAAAAGCGAAGUGUACACUAAAUGCAGAUGUCUUACUGGAUCUCCAAAGAUUAAAAGACAUUCUUAAAACUUGUAUCAUUCCACCAUAAGACUGAAAAAAAAAACGUAUCUAAAUACUGCCAGGUUUAUAAAUGACUGUAUAUCUAACUUUUUGUAUUGCCAUUAAUUGUGAUUUGUACUUAUUGGCCUACUAAACAAAACCAUAUUGCUUCAGGUGUCAGGUUAUGAACACCAUUUGUGCACAUUAAAAAAGUACUAUUUUAUGUUUGCUUCCUAACUGGAAAAAUUUUAGGCUUAAUGGCAUAACACUUUAAUUGUUACUUUGUCAAAUGACAAUACAGUGUGGGCAGAAUGUAAAUAUCUAUUUUGUUUCUUUCUUUAAAUAAUUGGUUCCUCAGAUAUUUAAGUGCCCUGUUAGGUAGAAAGAGUUUUAUAAAAUUCAGCAGAUAUGAAGCAUGGUUUACAUUUCAGUAUGUUGCUAUAGUAUAAAGAGUAGCUAGGCUUAACCAGUGACUAGAGAUGGGCAGGAACCUCCAAAUUGGCAAUUUGUGCCAGUUUGUCCCUUGACUGAACAGGUGUUC
This is a messenger RNA of Pogona vitticeps (central bearded dragon), 3442 nucleotides long. NCBI's taxonomy places the organism in Eukaryota, Metazoa, Chordata, Lepidosauria, Squamata, Agamidae. The record is from RefSeq and is a predicted model, not a curated record.